This is a messenger RNA of Condylura cristata (star-nosed mole), 4664 nucleotides long. RefSeq names its product slit homolog 3 (Drosophila) (gene SLIT3). The coding region runs from base 30 to 4649 and encodes 1539 amino acids. The record is from RefSeq and is a predicted model, not a curated record. The transcript is spliced from 36 exons. Gene Ontology annotation, molecular function: calcium ion binding; heparin binding; Roundabout binding. Gene Ontology annotation, biological process: negative chemotaxis; axon guidance. Lineage: Eukaryota; Metazoa; Chordata; Mammalia; Eulipotyphla; Talpidae.
CCUCCUCCGGGAACGGGCCCCUGCACACCAUGGCCCCCGGGCGGACAGGGGCCGGCGCCGCUGUGCGCGCCCGCCUGGCGCUGGCCUUGGCGCUGGCGAGCGCCCUGAGUGGGCCCCCUGCCGCCGCCUGCCCCACCAAGUGUACCUGCUCCGCCGCCAGCGUGGACUGCCAUGGACUGGGCCUCCGGGCGGUUCCCAGGGGCAUCCCCCGCAACGCCGAGCGCCUUGAUCUGGACAGAAAUAAUAUCACAAGGAUCACCAAGAUGGACUUUGCUGGACUCAAGAACCUCCGAGUCUUGCAUCUGGAAGACAACCAAGUCAGCGUCAUCGAGAGAGGUGCCUUCCAGGAUCUGAAGCAGCUGGAGCGAUUGCGCCUGAACAAGAAUAAGCUGCAAGUCCUUCCAGAAUUGCUUUUCCAGAGCACACCAAAACUCACCAGACUAGACCUGAGUGAAAAUCAGAUCCUGGGCAUCCCGAGGAAGGCUUUCCGAGGCAUCGCUGACGUGAAGAACCUGCAACUGGACAACAACCACAUCAGCUGCAUUGAAGAUGGAGCCUUCCGAGCACUGCGCGAUUUGGAGAUCCUCACCCUCAACAACAACAACAUUAGCCGCAUCCUGGUCACCAGCUUCAACCACAUGCCGAAGAUUCGAACUCUGCGCCUCCACUCCAACCACCUGUACUGCGACUGCCACCUGGCCUGGCUCUCAGACUGGCUGCGGCAGCGACGCACCGUCGGCCAGUUCACCCUGUGCAUGGCUCCUGUGCACCUGCGAGGCUUCAAUGUGGCAGAUGUACAGAAGAAGGAGUACGUGUGUCCAGGCCCCCACUCGGAGCCUCCAACCUGCAAUGCCAACUCCAUCUCCUGCCCUUCGGCCUGCACAUGCAGUAAUAACAUCGUGGACUGUCGAGGGAAGGGUUUGACGGAGAUCCCCGCCAACUUGCCAGAGGGCAUCGUUGAAAUACGCCUGGAACAGAACUCCAUCAAAUCCAUCCCUGCUGGAGCCUUCACCCAGUACAAGAAACUGAAACGAAUAGAUAUCAGCAAGAACCAGAUAUCGGACAUCGCUCCAGAUGCCUUCCAGGGGCUGAAGUCACUCACAUCACUGGUGCUCUAUGGGAACAAGAUCACUGAGAUCGCCAAGGGACUGUUCGACGGGCUGGUGUCUCUACAGCUUCUCCUCCUCAAUGCCAACAAGAUCAACUGCCUGCGGGUCAACACGUUUCAGGAUCUGCAGAACCUCAACCUGCUCUCCCUGUAUGACAACAAGCUGCAGACCAUCAGCAAGGGACUCUUUGCCCCUCUGCAGGCCAUCCAGACCCUCCACUUAGCCCAAAACCCAUUUGUGUGUGACUGUCACCUGAAGUGGCUGGCCGACUACCUUCAGGACAACCCCAUCGAGACCAGUGGGGCCCGCUGCAGCAGCCCGCGCCGCCUGGCCAACAAGCGCAUCAGCCAGAUCAAGAGCAAGAAGUUCCGCUGCUCAGGCUCAGAGGACUACCGCAGCAGGUUCAGCAGUGAGUGCUUCAUGGACCUUGUGUGCCCCGAGAAAUGCCGCUGUGAGGGCACCAUUGUGGACUGCUCCAACCAGAAGCUGGCCCGCAUCCCAAGCCACCUCCCAGAAUACGUCACUGAUUUGCGGCUGAACGACAAUGAGAUAUCUGUUCUGGAAGCCACUGGUAUCUUCAAGAAGUUGCCAAACCUGCGGAAAAUAAACCUGAGUAACAACAAGAUCAAGGAGGUGAGAGAGGGCGCAUUUGAUGGAGCAGCCAGUGUGCAGGAGCUGAUGCUGACAGGAAACCAGCUGGAGACGGUGCACGGGCGCAUGUUCCGUGGCCUCAGUGGCCUCAAGACCCUGAUGCUGCGGAGUAACCUGGUCAGCUGUGUGAGCAAUGACACCUUUGCUGGCCUGAGCUCAGUGAGGCUGUUGUCCCUCUAUGACAACCGGAUCACCACCAUCACCCCCGGGGCCUUCACCACCCUGGUCUCCCUGUCCACCAUAAACCUCCUGUCCAACCCCUUCAACUGCAACUGCCACCUGGCCUGGCUCGGCAAGUGGCUGCGAAAGAGGCGCAUCGUCAGUGGGAACCCCCGGUGCCAGAAGCCCUUCUUCCUCAAGGAGAUUCCCAUCCAGGACGUGGCCAUCCAGGACUUCACCUGUGAAGGAAACGAUGAGAGCAGCUGCCAGCUGGGCCCCCGCUGCCCAGACCAGUGUACCUGCAUGGAGACGGUGGUGCGAUGCAGCAACAAGGGCCUCCGCGCGCUCCCCAAAGGCAUUCCCAAGGAUGUGACUGAGCUGUACCUGGAAGGAAAUCACUUAACGGCCGUGCCCAGGGAGCUGUCCACCCUCCGACACCUGACACUCAUUGACCUGAGCAACAACAGCAUUGGCGUGCUGACCAACUACACCUUCAGUAACAUGUCUCAUCUCUCCACUCUGAUCCUGAGCUAUAACCGGCUGCGCUGCAUCCCCAUCCACGCCUUCAACGGGCUGCGGUCUCUCCGAGUGCUAACCCUCCAUGGCAACGACAUUUCCAGUGUUCCCGAAGGCUCCUUCAACGACCUGACAUCUCUUUCCCAUCUGGCACUGGGGACCAACCCGCUGCACUGUGACUGCAGCCUGCGCUGGCUGUCGGAGUGGGUGAAGGCCGGCUACAAGGAGCCCGGCAUCGCACGCUGCAGUAGCCCAGAGCCCAUGGCCGACAGACUGCUGCUCACCACCCCAACCCACCGAUUCCAGUGCAAAGUGAGCCCACUCUGGGGCCUGCCACUCACACUCUGGUUUUGUUGUUUAGGGCCUGUGGACAUCAACAUCGUGGCCAAGUGCAACGCCUGCCUCUCCAGCCCGUGCAAGAACAACGGGACGUGUAGCCAGGAUGCUGUGGAGCUGUACCACUGUGCCUGCCCCUAUGGCUACAAGGGCAAAGACUGCACCGUGCCCAUCAACACCUGCAUCCAGAACCCCUGUCAGCACGGAGGCACCUGCCACUUGAGCGAGGCCCACAAGGAUGGCUUCAGCUGCUCCUGUCCUCUGGGCUUUGAGGGGCAGCGAUGUGAGGUCAACCCUGACGAUUGUGAGGACAAUGACUGCGAGAACAAUGCCACCUGUGUGGACGGGAUCAACAACUACGUGUGUGUGUGCCCACCUAACUACACAGGGGAGCUGUGCGAUGAGGUGAUUGACCACUGCGUGCCGGAGAUGAAUCUCUGUCAGCAUAAGGCCAAGUGCAUCACCCUGGACAAAGGGUUCAGGUGUGACUGCCUCCCUGGCUACAGCGGGAAGCUCUGCGAGACCGACAAUGACGACUGUGUGGCCCACAGGUGCCGCCACGGGGCGCAGUGUGUGGACGCAGUCAACGGCUACACGUGCAUCUGUCCACAGGGCUUCAGCGGGCUCUUCUGUGAGCACCCCCCACCCAUGGUCCUGCUGCAGACCAGCCCCUGCGACCAGUAUGAGUGCCAGAACGGGGCCCAGUGCAUCGUGGUGCAGCAGGAGCCCACCUGCCGCUGCCCUCCUGGCUUCGCCGGCCCGCGCUGCGAGAAGCUUGUCACCGUCAACUUCGUAGGCAAGGACUCCUAUGUGGAGCUGGCGUCCGCCAAGGUCCGGCCCCAGGCCAACAUCUCCCUGCAGGUGGCCACGGAUAAGGACAACGGCAUCCUCCUCUACAAGGGAGACAAUGACCCCCUGGCGCUGGAGCUGUACCAGGGCCACGUGAGGCUGGUCUACGACAGCCUGAGCUCCCCACCCACCACGGUGUACAGUGUGGAGACAGUAAAUGACGGGCAGUUUCACAGUGUGGAGCUGGUGAUGCUAAAUCAGACCCUGAACCUCGUGGUGGACAAAGGAGCCCCCAAGAGUCUGGGGAAGCUCCAGAAGCAGCCAGCAGUGGGCAUCAACAGUCCCUUGUACCUUGGCGGCAUCCCCACCUCCACAGGCCUCUCGGCCUUGCGCCAGGGCGCCGACCGGCCGCUGGGCGGCUUCCACGGAUGCAUCCACGAGGUGCGCAUCAACAACGAGCUGCAGGACUUCAAGGCCCUCCCGCCGCAGUCCCUGGGGGUGUCGCCGGGCUGUAAGUCCUGCACUGUGUGCAAGCACGGUCUGUGCCGCUCGGUGGAGAAGGACAGCGUGGUGUGUGAGUGCCACCCGGGCUGGACCGGCCCGCUGUGUGACCAGGAGGUGCGGGACCCCUGCCUCGGCCACAGCUGUAGCCAGGGCAAAUGCGUGGCUGCUGGGACCUCAUACGUGUGCAAGUGCGCUGAGGGCUACAGCGGGGCCUUGUGCGACCUCAAGAAUGACUCCGCCGACCCCUGCUCGGCCUUCAAGUGCCACCAUGGGCAAUGCCACAUCUCAGAUCGAGGGGAGCCCCACUGCCUGUGCCAGCCUGGCUUUAGUGGGGAGCACUGCGAACAAGAGAACCCCUGCCUGGGGGAGGUGGUCCGAGAGGUGAUUCACCGCCAGAAAGGCUAUGCAUCGUGUGCCACAGCCUCCAAGGUGCCCAUCAUGGAAUGCAGUGGGGGCUGCGGGGCCCAGUGCUGCCAGCCCACACGCAGCAAGAGGCGGAAAUACGUCUUCCAGUGCACAGAUGGCUCAUCGUUCGUCGAAGAGGUGGAGAGACACUUAGAGUGUGGCUGCCGCCUGUGCUCCUGAGCCCCCAGACUCCGG